Paramacrobiotus metropolitanus is the source of this 1134-nucleotide messenger RNA. Its product is annotated as 5-hydroxytryptamine receptor 1E-like. Gene Ontology annotation, biological process: G protein-coupled receptor signaling pathway. The transcript has a single exon. Gene Ontology annotation, molecular function: G protein-coupled receptor activity. Lineage: Eukaryota; Metazoa; Tardigrada; Eutardigrada; Parachela; Macrobiotidae. Gene Ontology annotation, cellular component: membrane. Bases 1 to 1134 code for a protein of 377 amino acids. The record is from RefSeq and is a predicted model, not a curated record.
AUGAACGUUUCAAACAUUACAAAACUGGAAACAUUAAUGCGGAAUGCGACUAACAUCUCCUCGAUGACCGGAACUCCGCAUACUAGCACAGCAUAUAUAGGCUACUUGUUCGGCAUCCUGACGCUCUUCAGCUACACCUUCCACCCAUUCUUCAUAUCGGUCUACUGCACAACCGCGAGCCUGCGAACACCGUUCUCCGUGUACGUGGUCAGUAUGUCCGUCUGUGACCUUAUUAAGGCCCUCACGAACGGUAUCGCCAAAAUCACGACCAACUUAAAUAUAUCAUGGUUUCUGGGCGAUUUCUACUGCCUGCUGACCUUAUACUGCGCCCAGACCAUCUCCCCCGUCGUCACGUACAUCCAAGUGCUGAUCAGUGUUAACCGGUUCUGGGCCGUUACCUUCCCGAAUAAUUAUCGUACCCAUCAUAACAAAAAAGUCGCCGCUGCUCUAGUAAUUUCCGUGAUCGUGUUUGUCAAUGCCUGGUCGCUGUUGGGAUUUAUAACCGAAAGCAUCUAUAAUCGCAAUCCUGAGCAGAUCCGGCUGUGUUUAUUAGGAUUCGGUGCGAAGAAGUCGGUGUAUUUUCUUCUGUAUGGCGUGGUCAUCCAUCUCGUCCCGCAACUGCUGGUAAUCGGGAUUUAUCCGUUUAUUUAUUACAAGGUGCAUAAAGUGAUGAAAAACAAAGCGCAGAUUGGGCAAUCUACCGGGGGCGGUAGCCAGGCGGCCUCCAAAGCCACGGUAUCCACGCUGGUGUCGCGUAGCCAGACGGAUUCCGGUUCGACCGGCACAUUGCGCAGUGUAAAAAUGCCGAUGCGCACUAAAGAUCGCCGCAACGAGACGUAUAGUCCGCACCCGGCUCCGCAGAGCAGAGCCACCAGAGCGAGCGGAACCCGGCAUUUUGCCGUACUGACCACGCUGUUGAUUAGCGCGACACUGCUGUGGACACCGGCGCAUGUGGCGUAUAUCUUAGCCAUGUCGGGAAAGUACUUUAAUUUCACUUUACUGAAUGUUACUGGUUUCUUUUUCGACAUGGAUUGCACUAUCAGUCCGUUGCUGUGCUUGUUGGCGUCAAAAGACUGGCGCGAGGCUGUGGGGGGUAUUUGGCGAUCUCGGGGUGCUGGUUUCAGCAGGAAGUAA